Messenger RNA from Solanum tuberosum (potato), 1698 nucleotides. RefSeq lists its product as uncharacterized. The transcript has 3 exons. The record is from RefSeq and is a predicted model, not a curated record. NCBI's taxonomy places the organism in Eukaryota, Viridiplantae, Streptophyta, Magnoliopsida, Solanales, Solanaceae. The coding region runs from base 1 to 1698 and encodes 565 amino acids.
AUGCAGCUGAUGAACGAGGUGUCAAACAAUAACAGGGCAUGGUACACCAGGGAUGUAGAAAUAGGAGAUCUUGGGUACAUAUUUGAACUUUCAGCUGAACAAAGGAAAAGAGAAGAAGAAAGGGAUCAAGAUAUGGCACACAUGAGGACCCAAGUAGAUCUACUUACGAAGCAUAUUGUCUCAAACUCAGAAAAAGUAAAUACCGCGGGACAGCCAACCAAGUAUGAAAAUCAGGAUAUCGAUCUAGAUGAGGAGGCUAAUUACCUGGGCAACCAAAGAAGUUUCCGAAUUUACAACUCGGGAAACCAGGGUUAUAAUUCUGGAAAUGCAGGUCGGAACUACUCAAGGGAAGGACAAUAUGAUAGGCCAGAAAACAGAAAGCAGGGAAACUGGCAGAACAGAGAUGGGUACAAAAAUGAUCGCAGCGGUGUCUAUGUGCCCCCAAGAAAUAGAGACCGGGCAAGUGGCAGUUCAAGUGGGUCUAAGCUGGAAGACAUGUUGGCCAAGGUGCUCCAAAAAGUUGAAUCAACUGAUGUAGGGGUAUCGGAGAUGAAAGGUGAUUUCUCUAGUAUGAGUCAACUCGUAGACUCUCACACCACCUCAAUCAAGCAAAUUGAGCAGCAGUUGGGGCAACUUUCAGCCUCAUUAAAUCAAAGGAAGAAUGGGUCACUACCAAAUGACACAAUCCAAAACCCUAAGAAGGACAGGCACUGCAUGGCUAUCGCCACUAGGAGUGGUAAGAUUAUUACUGACCCAAUUUCUACAGUGAAUAUCCCACUGAUGGAAGCACUAGAACAAAUGCCAGGAUAUGUCAAGUUCAUGAAAGACUUGGUUACAAAGAAGAGAGCUGUAAGUAUUGAUUUGACUAACCGUGUUCAUCACUACAGUGCUAUUGCUACUAGGUCUCUGGUACAGAAGAAGGAGGAUCCAAGUGCAUUCACCAUACUAUGCACUAUCAGAUCAAUCAAAUUAACAAAGGCCUUGUGCGAUUUAGGGGCCAUUAUAAACUUGAUGCCGCUGGCCAUCUACAAGAAACUGGGGUUUGGAGUUCCAAAACCUACAGCCAUGAGGUUGAUGAUGGAAGAUAGACCAUUUCUGGCCACGAGACGAGCAUUGGUAGAUGUUGAGCGAGGAGAGCAGAAAUUCAGACUCAACAAAGAAGAGGUAAAGUUUAAUAGUUGCAGGUCCAUGAAGAAGCCAUAUGACAUGAAUGUGGUGUCUGUGAUAGAGGUUUUUUAUGAAGAAGAAAUGGGAGCAACCAUUGAAGAGAGGUUGGUUGUUGAAAUCUUAGUUGCAGUGAUUAUGAAUUUUGAAGCUGAUUUUUGGUCUGACUAUGUAGAGACUGUGAAUGCUUUGCAGGGUAUGGGAGCACACACUUAUGCUCCAAAGAUAUUGGACCUGGAUUUGAAAAAUAGGCCAAGUCCUCCAGCAAAACCAUCCAUUGAGGAGCCACCUGUGCUGGAACUGAAACAGUUACCCAGUCACUUGAGGUAUGUAUUUUUGGGAGCUAACAACACUUUACCUAUGAUUUUGGCUGCAAAUUUGAAUGAUGAACAGGUUCAAGUUGUGAUCAAAGUGUUGAUAACGUACAAAAGGGCCAUUGGGUGGACCAUUGCUGACAUCACCGGGAUGCCUCCAAGUAUAUGCACCCAUAAGAUUCAACUUGAGGAGGACUGCAGUCCAAGCAUUAAACACUAG